Messenger RNA from Dothidotthia symphoricarpi CBS 119687, 308 nucleotides. RefSeq names its product cytochrome c oxidase-like protein polypeptide vib. The transcript has 4 exons. Lineage: Eukaryota; Fungi; Ascomycota; Dothideomycetes; Pleosporales; Dothidotthiaceae. The record is from RefSeq and is a predicted model, not a curated record. Gene Ontology annotation, cellular component: mitochondrion; respiratory chain complex IV. Bases 39 to 308 code for a protein of 89 amino acids.
GCCCCCGCCCUCCAACCACGAGCCCACCCACCGCAACCAUGUCCGACAACGAGAACGGCGACGAGCUUGUAACCAAGCCCUUCAAGUUUGUCACUGGCUUCGACGCCCGCUUCCCCAACCAGAACCAGACCAAGCACUGCUGGCAGAAUUACGUCGACUACCACAAGUGCAUCACCGCCAAGGGCGAGGACUUUGCGCCCUGCCGUCAGUUCAUGUUGGCCUACAAGUCGCUCUGCCCCAGCGCCUGGACAACGCGAUGGGAUGACCAGCGUGACUCGGGUAUCUUCCCUGUCCGACUUGACCAGUAG